UCGGUUUUUCUUUCGGUCGUCGACAUGAAGCGGAGGUAGAUUGAUUGAACGCGCGAGAAAGAUGCGAAGCACCAAGAAUUUGGAGAAGAAUUGCUCUAUGACGUAGCGAUUAUCGCAUAAGCAACCUCUACCGCUGUCGCACGUGUAACGUCAAGCAAGGAAGAUGCAUGCCAUGGCCGCUCACAAGACCGGCUGGACCAGGACUUUGGUGGCCUCAUUGACAAUUAGAGCUUUGCCGGCAUACAACGUUUUCUAUUUGUGAACCCCAGACCAAUCCAGACAAUGGUCACAUGGAGGGAACAAAUCGGAAUGUUCGAGUUCGUCCAAUCGGGACCAAAUAAAGAUUGUUUGGGGGGUGGCUUAAGCGUCCGAUCCGCUUUCAAACAGCAACAACAUCCAUUCUCAUUUAUGCACCUGCCCCCCACUGACAGGCCGCCACCAUGUCCGACCACUCAUACGGCCGUAACCGCGACUCAAUGGCCGACAUUGAACUUAGCCUGAACAACGCCUUCGCCGAACACCCGAAAGCCACCAUUUCGGAAGAUGGUACCCCCAGCAUCCCGGCAGACGCGCUGGCCGACGUCUUUCGCUCGCUCGCCGCCACGUUCGGGGGAGUCGAGCUGAUGUCCGAAGAUGAGAUGCAGAUGCUGCAGGCGCUGGUGGUCGCGAACCCGGGGAUCGAGGUCACGCCCCAGCUCACGCUUGGCUUCAUUGCGGCGAAGACAAAACACUCGACGCCCCCACAUACCCCCGACGCGCUCGACAACGACGAAGAAAUGCAGGUGGAAGACGAGCUCCGGGGGCGCGGCGAGGGACGAGAUUACGACGCGCGCUCGCGCUCGUCGAGUAGAGACUCUGUCGGCACGCACCGGAACCACAGCCGGCCCCCCUCGCGCGGCGGCCCACAAACCCCGGUGUCCGCCGCUUCUCCCUUCGACACCUCGCGGCGGCAGCGCUCAACCCCACUCGGUGGCACCGCACCCUCGAGCUGGGCUUCUCAGAAGCGUCCGCCCCAUCACCGGCGGAAGAGUGAUGCAGGAAGCAGAAGCGACUCGGAGUCUUCCGCCGGUCCCAGUGCCUAUGGCAACCGACCUGGGGGUAGAAGCCGAGCGCCCUCAAAUCCCACGUCGCCCUCGAUGGACUCGUCCUUUUCCAUCGGCUCGCCUCCCAUGGGUGCCCGUUCUCGGCCCCCCUCGCGCGGGGGCAAUCACCGGUUUGACGAUGCGGAUGAGUACGACUUCACUCUCCGCCAGGGCCUCAACUCGCUCCCCAUGCCCCAUGCCAAUGACGAUGGCUCGGACAGCGAUGACGAACAUGCAGGGGAUAUGGUCAUUCCGCGAUCGACGACCUCGAGCAACGUCAGCUUGAUGCCGGAUGAGCAAAUGGAGGCUUUGCAGCGCGCCAACGCGGACCUCAUGCGCAAGCUUGCGGAAACGGAACGGCUGAUGCAGCGAAAGCUGGCAGAACACGAAGCUGAAUUUGAAGAUCUGCAGUUCACGCUCGAGGAAACACGCAACGAGCUGAGUGCAGCCAAGCGGGAGGAGAAGGAGCUCCGAGGAAAGGAGCGAUCCACCGCAGCGCAGAUAGCUGCCUUGGAAGCCGACGUGGUGAAAGUCUCGAAACAGCUGGAAACAUCCAAAGCAACCUACAAUAACCUGCACCGUCAGUAUGCUGACCAACUGGCGUCCACCCAAAAGUACCGCGAGGAUCUGCGUGAGCGAGAUGACGUCGCUCGGACUUUACGUGAACAGGCUGCGCUAUCAAACAUCGAGAUCCAGCGGUACAUCAAAGAGGCUGAAGCUUACGAGGACCGAAUCGCGCAUCUGGAGCAGGAGCUGGUUGUCGCGAACCAGGCUCACGUACAGCUAGAUGAACAGAAGCAGGAGAACAUGCUGCUGAAGGAGACGAUCGAUCGGAUGCGGUACGACUUGGACGAGAUGCGCAGCAACAGCGCGAUCCUCGGAGGAACGCCGAGCGGCCAGAGCAGCGCACCCAGCAGUAUUAGCAAGAGCCUCGGCGCCGAGUUGUUGGGCAAGAUGAAAGGCUGGGGCGGGAUGGACGGCGAGAGUGAGAACGAAGACGAUGAAGACGAUGAUUCGUCUACCCCGAAGGAGGAUGAAGACACUGAGGGCGAGGACGUGAUUCAGACGAUCAUUACGCGGAAGAAACGAAAGGUCACCAGCCGGGCGAACAAGAUCGAGACGCGGACGUUUGAAGAAGUGAAAGACUAUUCGGAUACGGGAACUCAAUAUGAACCAGAACUCUUCUUCGUGUCUGGAGGCUCACAGACUGAGAAAGUCUUGACUGCGUCCACGAUCAUCCAAACCGAACCGACCAUGGAACAGCCGCCUGCACCGCCCGCUGAUACUGCGGAGAUGGAAAUCCAGACGGAGCCCGAGGAAGUCAAGGCUGCACCUGUCAUACCCGGGCCAAGCUCUGUACCGAUCGACGCGCCUCCUGCCUAUGUCGCAAAAAUCUGAAUUGGCAUAUCUGUUAUGGUCAGCGCUGAUAGGAAAGGUUGAAUCAGUCGUCAUCAGACGGUGAUCAGACGUUGAUCAGGGAAUGGUCAGCAACGCAUCAGGCCCUGGUUUCAGCGGUGAAGACAAAAGGAGAAUAGGCUUUCUUCCUUGCUCCAUCUUCACUUUUUUACAUUCACGUUUGGCACUGCAUUUGAAUAGGGUAUCGCUUCACUUUCACUUGGAUAUUCAAUUAAUUUAAUUAAUUAAUGUCACACUGUUAUUCAGCCUUAAUGAUAAUAAUUUCACUCGAUUUACUUCACAGUGGGAAUCGAACGCGAGAACAUGAUCUACUAGACCACUACAGACCACUACACUAUGUAGGCGCGUGUUGCACUGUGUGCUCCAGUGCUAAGUGUCGUCGGAGACUUAACACAGCCACUUGCAUCAUGAUGACGCAAACCAGAACGACCCUUCCACUCGCAGCUCGCAGCGUACCAGCAUCUUUCUACACAGGACUGUGAAGUUCAACAUAUCUCUCGACAUCUUCCCAACAAUAUUGCCAUUGGAACUUUGCGGUCUGCGCAUCGCAACAAGCCAAGACCAUAUCCUCUGAGGUCCACCUUCGACGCUCAGCUGCAAGGACUCGGAUACAUUGGCAAGCGUCGCCAUCAACGCAAACGAGCGGGCCGCCGGAUGCAUGUACAAUGGAGAAGAGAGAGAAGGCGACGUACCAUGAACUCCAUAACAUUGAUCCUGAAGUGUUCAUCCAGCACGACCCAGCCAAGCGAGCACCUGCGAGUACGCGUGAGCGCGUAAAGCAGCAUGAACGCGUGAUAGUACGCGCGCUUUGAAGAAUCCGAGUGAACGUGUAUUGAACACGAACAACGACCUCGUCGCCCUCUGAAGCGUCGACUUCCUGUUGAAGAUCGCUCCAACCAAUCUUGAUUCUCACUGGGUUUUCGAGAAUGACGAGCUUUUCCGUAACUUCGAUGUCCAACUCCGCUAAUUCCUCGCCAACAAGUUUCCUGAGAUGUACAUGAGUGCGGAACUGUCUUUCAAGGUCGAGAAAUCCAUUAUCUGGUCGACACAGUUGAUGCGGACAUAUUUUACGCUCUCUGAAUGCGGUACAACAUAUAUGUCAUUGAUCCGUAGCAUUUCCCAAAGACAUAGCCUUAUUACAACUUAUAAUACCUGAUCCCAAACUGACCAGAGGCUGACUCCCGUCUGAGCAUACCUGACAAGAUCUUACCGGCCUGACCACCGCCUGAGGAUAUGUGGUCAGGGUCUGACAACAAGCCGUCAGUUCAAAUCAGCCGCAUAUCGGUCCGUCAGGACUGAUCAUAAA
Mycena citricolor is the source of this 3804-nucleotide messenger RNA. The record is from the annotation of a GenBank genome assembly. NCBI's taxonomy places the organism in Eukaryota, Fungi, Basidiomycota, Agaricomycetes, Agaricales, Mycenaceae.